AUGCCGGAACCAAAAGUAGAUGGCGUCCUCACAUCUCAGGUCGACUUGGAGGUCUCCAACCAAAACUUGUCCGCAGAAAAAAAGGGCACUCACGAUGAUCAACGAGACAUGUAUCGUAUGGGGAAGGUUCAGGAAUUGAGACGAAACUUUCGGUUUCUUUCGAUUUUUGGCUUUUCCAUGAUUCUGAUGGCAAGUUGGGAAACCAUGCUAGGAACAGCGAUCAUCGGUCUAAUCAAUGGCGGAACAGCUGGACUGAUAUGGAUGUAUCUUGUUGCCUGGAUCGGCUUUUUGGCGGUGAACACUUCAAUGGCUGAAAUGGCUUCCAUGGCUCCAACCUCAGGGGGGCAGUAUCAUUGGGUGUCUGAAUUUGCACCUAGAAAAUAUCAAAAGUUUCUGAGCUUCAUCGUCGGUUGGCUUUGUGUGCUGGGUUGGCAGACUGGGGCUGCCAAUACGGCAUUUCUGGCCGGUACCCAGAUUCAAGGAUUGGCGAUUCUGAACUAUCCUGACUACGUGCCCGAGAGGUGGCACGGAACCUUACUGACAUUUGCUGUGGCUUCAUUCUCGGUGAUUUUCAAUACUUUUCUGGUCAAGAAACUACCCUUGGUGGAAGGUAUUGUCUUGAUUGUUCAUAUUUUCGGCUUCUUCGCAGUUCUCAUUACACUCUGGGUUCUUGGACCGCGAGGCAAUGCUCAUGACGUCUUUACCCAGUUCAACAACUAUGGUGGCUGGAGCAGCGAUGGUCUUUCCGCCAUUGUGGGUAUACUCGCUGUCAUGAUUCCACUACUUGGUGCAGAUGGUGCUGUCCAUAUGUCCGAGGAGCUCCGUGAUGCGUCAAGAGUUUUGCCUCAAAGCAUGCUUGCUACAACAAUCUUCAACGGCUCGAUGGGAUGGAUCAUCUUGAUCACUUUCUGUUUCGUGCUGGGCAAUCUGGACGAUGCCAUCAGCUCCCCAACCGGACAACCGUACAUUGCCGUCUUUUACACCGCAACCGAGUCAUAUGCUGGCGCUUCCGUGCUGUCAGCCUUGGUGAUAUUCAUGGCCAUAUUUUGCAACUUGUCAAUUACGGCCACGGCGUCUCGUCAGCUGUGGUCUUUUGCCCGCGACCAGGGAGUACCAAUGUCUUGGUGGUUUGCACACGUCCGACCCGGCUGGGAUGUCCCGAUGAAUUCUAUCGUCGUAUCCUGGGUUGUGUCGUGUUUGUUGUCGAUCAUUAAUGUUGGCUCGACAAUUGCCCUUAACAACAUAACGUCACUGUCACUUGUGGCGAUCCUGUCCUCGUACAUUGUUUCGACUGGGCUGGUGUUUUGGCGACGACUUUAUAAAUUACCUCUUCUUCCCGCCAAAUUCACAUUCACUCGGCCCGUUGGCCUCCUCCUUAAUGGCUUCAGCAUGUUGUUCUUGGUGUUCGCAUUUAUCUUCGCCUUUUUUCCUGGAAACCCGGAUCCAACGGCAGCCCAAAUGAAUUGGUCUUCCCUCAUCUAUGGAGCGGUGAUAGUAUUUGCCAUUGCCGACUACUACCUUCGGGCUCGCCACGUGUAUGAUGGCCCCGUAGAGUAUGUACGGAAACUGGAUUGA
Molecule: messenger RNA, 1575 nt
Organism: Exophiala spinifera
Lineage: Eukaryota; Fungi; Ascomycota; Eurotiomycetes; Chaetothyriales; Herpotrichiellaceae
Exons: 7
Coding region: 1-1575 (524 amino acids)
Biological process (GO): transmembrane transport
Cellular component (GO): membrane
Molecular function (GO): transmembrane transporter activity
Source: RefSeq, a predicted model, not a curated record